Messenger RNA from Poecilia latipinna (sailfin molly), 2044 nucleotides. RefSeq lists its product as uncharacterized. The transcript is spliced from 7 exons. The coding region runs from base 264 to 1328 and encodes 354 amino acids. Gene Ontology annotation, molecular function: DNA binding. Lineage: Eukaryota; Metazoa; Chordata; Actinopteri; Cyprinodontiformes; Poeciliidae. The record is from RefSeq and is a predicted model, not a curated record. Gene Ontology annotation, biological process: DNA recombination; DNA integration.
AAACACUUUAUUUAUCAAAGUGGUCAGAACUUGUGUCUCACACAGCUUUAACAACCUUGAGUGACAAGCGCUUUAACAAACCUUCCACGCUUCCCUUCACUGAGGAUGUUCAGCGUCUUCACCAGCAUUUGGAAAAGGUUGCAAAUUUGGCAUCUGAGACUUUGAAAAGUGAUCCAUCACCACAAGCCUAUAGGGAACUGUGCAGAACUACAUUGGCAAAAAUCAUUUUGUUCAACCGAAGACGAGGUGGAGAGGUUUCUAAAAUGCAGCUGUCUGCCUUUCUAGAGAGGGACACCACUCCCUUGCAUAAAGAUGUUGCAGUUGGUCUUACAGAGUUUGAACGACAACUUUGUGCCCAUUUCAGUAGGGUCGAAAUAAAGGGGAAAAGGGGACGAAAAGUUGCUGUACUUUUAUCACCAGACAUGGUUGAAGCCAUCACCCAGCUCAUUAGCAAAAGAAGGGAGUGUGGAGUGCCAGACAAAAACACCUUUCUUUUUGCUAUACCCAACUGCCUAACCCCUUACAGAGGACAAGACUGUCUUAGGGUUUAUGCAAAUGACAGUGGUGCCCAAAGCCCUGAACUUUUAAGAUCAACACAACUUCGCAAGCAUGUUGCAACAUUGUCCCAAGUGUUAAACCUAAGAAAUCACGAACUGGACCAAGUUGCAAACUUUCUGGGACAUGAUAUACGUGUUCACAGAGAGUAUUACAGGCUACCAGAGGCUACGACUCAGCUCGCAAAAAUUUCUAAAUUGCUUCUGGCAAUGGAAAGGGGGACCUUGGCAAAUCUGCAAGGCAAAACGCUGGAGGAGAUUGAAAUUGAAGAUGAGUUGGAACUGUCUGACACUGAAAGUGGACAAAGUGAGGUUGAUUGUGACCCAUCCCCACUUGUAAAUGAUACUCAAUGCUCUACAAAUCAAGAAUCUAAUGAAUCUUCUGGUGAUGGUUUAGGUGAAGAGACAUCACAAGGAUGCAGAAAACCUCAAUCUCCUGUUGAAUUACAUGGGAACUCUUCUGGAAAGGAAAAGGAGAUUAUUCCACCAACUGAAAAACCCUCAGAACCCCAAGAUGAUUAUCCUGAAAAGGACCAUCCUCAGAGAAAUCAAAAAUGGCCCUGGUCUCCUACAGAAAUUGCAGCGGUGUUGAAACAUUUUCAGAAACACAUUGACACUGGGAAGCUGGCAAGUUUUGUUGAAAUUCAACAAUGUCAACAGGCAGAACAUCCUGCAUUAAUAAAUCGCUCACUUCAGAACAUAAGAGACUUUGUUAGAAAUCGUGGCGUGACUAAAAAGAAAAAAAAAAAGCUAAAAAUGUCAGAUAAAUUUUGAGCCAAGAUGCUCUAAACAAAACCUUAAGAACUUUCAAGCAUUCUUUUGUUUAAAAAAUAAAAACCCCGAAGUUCACCUCUUAGGUAGUAUAAACCGGUCAUUGUAUUAGAGAUCAUGUGCUGUUAAAAGUAACAUUUACAGGAAAAGAUGUUUUGUUUUUAAGCUUCACCUUUUUUUGGUUUUGUUUGCUUGCUUAUUUUUGGAGUAGUUUUCUAUAAUGUGCUCUGAUUUCUAAGUUGGUCCAAGAUUGAUGUGUGAGUAGACUCAACAAAACUUGAACUCUUAAUCAUUUUCAAAGUAAUUCAGAAGAUUUGAUUUUCAGUUUGUUGAAAAGGCAAAAAUUGUUCUAGUAAUAUGUUUGCUUAAAGGUAUCACAAUUUGUUUGUCUUUUUAUUUCUUUUUUUUUAAGUUGAGCUUCACCUUUAGUUGAAAUUAGGCACAAUGCUUUUGUAGAGCUCUUUGGUGAUCACUUAAUUUGAAAAGACUUCAGGCUUAAAAUUUGAGUAGAAUAGUGUUCUUAAGACCUGCUUCAAAGAAAGAUCUGUUUGCUUUUGAAUAUCUUUAAGUAGGAUGUUUUGUUUUGUUGAGUCAUGUGUAUUGUGUGGUACCUAGAAGAACUUGGGUUUAAAGGUUUUAGUCAAACUGUUUUGAAAAACUAAGCUUGAUAAGAGCCUGUGUUUUGGUUUGCUCCAAAAAAUAAAAAUUGCAAAAGACAA